Molecule: messenger RNA, 225 nt
Organism: Colletotrichum abscissum
Lineage: Eukaryota; Fungi; Ascomycota; Sordariomycetes; Glomerellales; Glomerellaceae
Exons: 1
Coding region: 1-225 (74 amino acids)
Source: RefSeq, a predicted model, not a curated record
AUGCCACGUUCCUUCGGGUCACCGUCCCCCCCCCCCCCAGUCUCCCCCAGCUUUCCAACCCCAGACGAGGGCUGUCACGCUGGGUACGGAGAGAUCGACAGACAAGAAGUUCGACCGCGCCAUCUGAAGCCUCAAGAUAUCCCAGCCAUCGAGCAUGGUGAGGUUAGCUUUUGGGCUCGCCUAUGUCUUGGAACCAUCACCAAAUCACCGUCAGUAAGCAAGUAA